Molecule: messenger RNA, 963 nt
Organism: Henningerozyma blattae CBS 6284
Lineage: Eukaryota; Fungi; Ascomycota; Saccharomycetes; Saccharomycetales; Saccharomycetaceae
Gene: VPR1
Product: Vpr1p
Exons: 1
Coding region: 1-963 (320 amino acids)
Source: RefSeq, a predicted model, not a curated record
AUGUCUAGUCAACGCUCCUCAAUUCGUAGAGGCUUCUGCAUAUACCAAAAUCCAUAUAAUAAUAAUUCUUCAUCUUCAGUCUCGUCAGUUUCGUCUAUUGAAACACUAGAUAACUCCCCUAAAAUAACCCUCUCACAUCACAAUGAUAAGUUAGUGAAGACACAAUUACAUUUCUUAGAUCAGAAUGGGGUAACGUUAAACUCUAAUACAAAAAAUUUUCCAACAAAAUCAGCAUUUGGAGGUAAACAUCCUUUAUUGACUUCAUUUACAAACGAACAAACUUCAAGACUAAUUAAGAAACACUCUAAUAGUAUAAAUAAUGGUUCUGUUUCUCUAAACUCAUUUGACAACAUAUUACAUAACUCAAAGUCCAACAAGAGGGAUAAUUCUUUGCAACCAUUAACCGCUGCUAUCUCACCAAGAAGUUCUGCCAACCGGAGACACGUGGGACAUAGUUCAAUAAUUUGUGAUGAACAAAAUGAUCUAUUUUUAAAGUAUUUCCAGGAUGCUUUUGAUAUAAGAUUAAAAAAACAUAAACUUGCACCAAAUAUUUCUAAGCUGCGACCACAUUUACGAUUUCUUGGUAAGAAGUAUACGAAGCAUAAAUCAAUCAAACAAAAUUUCCUCAAAGUAGCUUACUCAAAAUCCUAUAAUGAAUAUUUAAAGACACCACUCGUAAAUGGCCUUCAUACUAUUCUUUCUAACUUAAAUACGAGGAUUCAUUCUUCAAGAAAUCUGAAAUUUGAUAAAAUUUUUCAGAUAAGCAAGCUGACGAAGUUAUCUGAUACCGAACUCCUUGUAAUCACAAAUACUAACUCUUCUUUAUUACUCCAUAGUGACUCUACUAUUGGCCAAUCGGAGUUCAAUAAUUAUACUUUGAAGGAAAAGGUUGCGACAAAUUCAAUAUCUAUUUUAAAGAUUACAGAAGAUUUAAAUUGGUAUUUGAAAUGGAAAUUUAUUUAA